Messenger RNA from Drosophila busckii, 2183 nucleotides. RefSeq names its product protein asunder (gene asun). The transcript has 4 exons. The coding region runs from base 75 to 2099 and encodes 674 amino acids. Gene Ontology annotation, cellular component: integrator complex. NCBI's taxonomy places the organism in Eukaryota, Metazoa, Arthropoda, Insecta, Diptera, Drosophilidae. The record is from RefSeq and is a predicted model, not a curated record. Gene Ontology annotation, biological process: regulation of mitotic cell cycle; centrosome localization.
UAAUAAACAAAUCCAAAAUAGGACCACUUGACUUUGGUGUUUUUCGUCUGUGCACCGAAUUUGCUAACAUUAAUAUGUUCGAGCUAAACCAAAAGACUCUUUUUGUAUUAGACCACACUCGCUACUUUAGUAUAUCUAGCGAACAAUACAUCUCAAUGGAUUAUUUAAAAGGAAAACCGGUGAUGGAAGUACAAGCGUGUAGCGGUGUCUCAGUGGGUGGCACACAACUUAGCAAAAGCUUGUGGACCAGCGCUGUUGAGUCCUCGAUAGAGUACUGCCGCAUUGUCUGGGACUUGUUCCCCGGCAAGAAGCAUGUGCGUUUCAUUGUCUCGGAUACUGCAGCCCACAUAGUGAACACCUGGAGUUCGAGUACACAGAAUAUGUCUCAUGUGUUGAAUGCUAUGAUGAUGGUCAGUGUGCCAACGCGCAGCAUACCUCAAUCAUCCGACUAUUCAGUCAUUCAUGGUCUACGAGCUGCAAUCGAAGCUCUUGCUGAGCCCACGGAUGACCAACUGCAGGCGGCUAAGCUUGGGUGCCAGAAAAUACCCAACGAGGGUCGUGUCAUAUGUAUCACCUCGGCACGGGAUAAUACGAGUAUGAAAAGCUUGGAGGACAUUUUCAAUACGGUUUUGUUGCAGCAAAAUGCUCUGUCUGCAGCUCCAUCUAACAAGGGCCUAAUCAUCGAUCAUUGCCAUCUAGUGAUACUAAACAUUGUACCACUUGGAGUAGAAUCGUUAGUGAGUAACCGAACCCUAAUAGGUGUUUCGCCACUGCUGGAUGUGGAAAUACACACAGUCAGUGCUCCAGAUAUUCCAGAUAAGCUGCUACAUUUAAUUAUGGGUCACUACGAUUUAGCUAGCACUACUGUAACGAACAUACCUAUGAAAGAGGAACAAAAUGCAAACUCAAGUGCAAAUUAUGAUGUCGAAAUUUUGCAUGAAAGGUGCGCGCACACUAUGGUCUGCGGACCGGAUUUCACCUUACCUACCAGCAUCAAGCCUGGUACUGCAUACGAGACGGUUACACUAAAAUGGUGUACACCUCGUGGGUGUAGUUCAGCUGAUUUGCAACCGUGCAUAGGACAGUAUAAUGUAACGCCAGUCGAUGUAACGUCCCGACCAAGCUCAUGUCUGAUUAACUUUUUACUCAAUGGUCGCUCUGUGCUGUUAGAGGUGCCUCGAAAGGCGGGCGUCAGAACGACUAGUCAUAUGCUCUCCGCUCGAGGAGGAGAGAUCUUUGUACAUUCACUGUGCAUUGCGCGCUCAGCAGUUGACGAGGCACCUGCCAUCAGCGAUGGACCCGGUGGACGGAUAUCCGAUUAUCGUAUACCUGAAAUGGCGCAGCUGCUGAAAAUAUCACGGAUGGUGCCGCAAAAGGUUAAGCCAAAAGGGAGAACCUCAUCAGGUGAACACCUGUGGCGUCGCUUGCCAAGAUACUUUCCGCGCACCUCCAAUGUCACAGUUUUGUUUAAUUUGCAACGACAGCUGAGCUGGCUCCCCCAUUUUCUUCACUUAUUGGUUAAAGAGGACAUGGAUAAACAGGACGAAGUGCGCUGCCAGCAGCAAAUACAUGAACUAUAUAAAAGUGCCUCACGCGGUGACAUGUUGCUUUUUGGAAACACAAGUAGCAACCGCUCGAAGGCGGGGAAGUCCAAGGAACAAUAUCGUUUAUUUUACAGAGAAUUGGAGCAACUAAUGCUACUUAAUGCUCAUACACAACAUCACAAAAAUCUGCUGGAGAGUCUGCUAAGUUUACGAUCGGCUUAUGGAGAUGCUGGUAGCAAAAUUGAAACAGGAGCUGUUAAUAUGCGUUCAUUUGCCGAAUCGCCGCUGUCUCCCGAACGCUUAGAGCCCAGCAGUAGCUCCAGCCUCUUAAGAGGCAGCAAGAGACGCAUGUCUACCUCAGGACAGCGUUCACUUCUAGAAAUUGUCAGCUCCGCGGAUCGGCAAUCGUGUAAGCGCUUAGAGUUCUCUGGACGCUUGUGCACACCAUUGGCACAAACAGCCCAAUUGUAUUCUGAUAUUGGUAAUAGGGAGAAGGAAAGCUCAAGCUCCUGUAUGAGCACAACUAUUUUAAAAGAGGAAUCGAUACGUAGUUAAAUAGGAAAACUAAUGUUACUUUUAUUAUUUGACAUUUGUAAUUUUUAGUGUCACUUUAUUUUAGAAUCGAUAGAAACAAAUAAA